Molecule: messenger RNA, 980 nt
Organism: Achroia grisella
Lineage: Eukaryota; Metazoa; Arthropoda; Insecta; Lepidoptera; Pyralidae
Gene: Naxe
Product: NAD(P)H-hydrate epimerase
Exons: 4
Coding region: 143-946 (267 amino acids)
Cellular component (GO): mitochondrion
Molecular function (GO): NAD(P)HX epimerase activity
Source: RefSeq, a predicted model, not a curated record
CGCAUCUGAUCUCUGUUCUGUGCAAAGUCUCAAACCAAAACAUGAAAAAUCAACUUCACUAUUUAACUGGAAUUCUGUAUUGAAUUUCAAAACUUCCUGAAGAAUCUAGCAGUCGAAAUAAACAAUACUAUCCACUUUGUAAAUGUUAUUCUUUCGGCUUAUAGGAAGCGCCUUAUUGUUACGAGUGGCGAACGUCUGCGGCGAAGGCAUAAUGGCAAACGGCGGGAAACAUUGUAGCACCGACAGAAUUCGAUACCUGACACAGUCAGAAGCAAUGAAUUUAGACCUGGAUUUGUUUAAUGAAUAUAAGUUUAGUGUCGAUCAGCUGAUGGAAUUGGCUGGAUUGAGUGUGGCAAAUGCUGUCGCCCGAACUUAUCCAUCCAACACUCAUCAAUCAGCACUUAUAAUCUGUGGGCCAGGUAAUAAUGGAGGUGAUGGAUUAGUGGCAGCACGGCAUCUGGCACUCUUUGGGUACACUGUAGCUGUUCAUUACCCUAAAAAAACACCAAAACCAUUAUAUGAGAAUCUUUUUGAGCAGUGCAAAAGAUUUGGAGUGACUAUUGUGGACAAGCUUCCACCAUUGCAGGAUUUGGCCGACAAUUACAAUGUACUGGUAGAUGCUUUAUUUGGCUUCAGUUUUAAGCCACCAGUGAGAGAUGAGCUGAAACCAGCUUUAGAUGCUUUAAUUAAAAGUGGAUUACCAGUGUGCAGUGUGGACAUUCCAAGUGGAUGGGAUGUGGAAAAAGGCCCUAUCUCAAGCAAUGCCCUGAGGCCAGCUAUGCUAAUAUCACUAUCUGCACCAAAACUUUGUGCUCGGCCAGAAAUACUAAAUGACAUCAAACACUUUUUGGGUGGUAGAUUCUUACCGCAAGAUAUAAUAGCCAAAUACAAUUUGUCACUACCUGACUAUCCUGCUCAAGAUCAAGUGGUGCAAUUAUCUUGUUAACUAGUUAGGUAUAUAUAAAUAAUAUACGUAUUAA